AUGAUGCUACCGAUCGUUGAUUUGGUCAAAGCUUUUCCUUCAAAUCGGUUGCCGUUCGAUUUGAUGGCUGAGCCUAAAAGCCUUGGCAGUUCUAUUAUGCCAGUUACUAGAGAGACCCAGAACUCUCAAGAACGGAGUCAUAACUGUUUAAGAGGGUUAGAUACGAAGCUAGAUACGUCACUAGCUAUUGAGAUUUCGAUUGUCUCAACUGAAGCAUUGCUUUGCCGACAUGCAGGAGCUCAAUACCUUUUAGGCUCUCUCACCAUCAACAGAGAUUCUAGUCAUCUUAGUCGACUCCUUGGUCUUGAGUGGGGAUAUGGCAUUGGCUGCCCUCAAAGCAUGUUGCUAGCUUCCUGGACAACCAGUACCCAGCCGAGUCGACUCUGUGGUUCUCUACAAUAUGCAGAGCUCAACAAUGGUCUUGAGAAAGUGGGCCUUGAGGAAGCGGGCCUUGAGGAAGCGGGCCUUGAGAGAUCGGUUCCAAAGGAAUAA
Molecule: messenger RNA, 492 nt
Organism: Lobosporangium transversale
Lineage: Eukaryota; Fungi; Mortierellomycota; Mortierellomycetes; Mortierellales; Mortierellaceae
Exons: 4
Coding region: 1-492 (163 amino acids)
Source: RefSeq, a predicted model, not a curated record